AUCGUGCAGCCGGCAGCUUUAACGCAUAAACAUAUAGGCUGCACGGUGCGUGCGCGUGCAGAGAGCGACUCCAAUCACCGCCGCUGUUCUGGCUGAAUUUCCCCCUGACUGACGUCAGCUGACUCUCCGCUCCUCCGGACACAGCGCCGCGCAGAAAGAAAAAAAAGAAAAAAAAAAAAAAAAAAAAAUGCUGCUCUCGGUGCCGCCAAGGACAGGAAUCAGCCCGUACGGCGGUUACUCCGGCAAAAGCCACAAGAAGCAGACAUAUGUGGCCCCCUCCAACCAUCAGAUGGCUCCUCCAAGUCCCAACAGCAAUAGCAACGGCAACAGCAACACAACUACCUUCAACAACGGCAGUGGCAACAGCAACAGUGGAGCAGAGCAGCUCAGCAAAACCAACCUUUACAUCCGUGGCCUGCUUCCAGGAACCACAGACCAAGAUCUGGUCAAACUCUGUCAGCCGUAUGGAAAAAUUGUGUCCACCAAAGCCAUCCUGGACAAGACUACCAACAAAUGCAAAGGCUAUGGCUUUGUGGACUUUGACAGUCCAGCCUCAGCACAGAAGGCAGUGACAGCACUGAAGGCAGUUGGGGUACAGGCUCAAAUGGCCAAGCAACAGGAGCAGGACCCCACCAACUUGUACAUCUCUAACCUCCCGCUCUCCAUGGAUGAGUCAGAGCUGGAGAACAUGCUGAAGCCCUUCAGUCAGGCCAUUUCCACUCGUAUCCUCCGCGACUCCAACGGGACCAGCCGAGGGGUGGGCUUUGCCAGGAUGGAGUCAACUGAGAAAUGUGAGGCCAUCAUCCAACAUUUUAAUGGAAAAUAUAUCAAAACUCCUCAUGGGGUUCCAGCGCCGACAGAACCUUUGUUGUGUAAAUUUGCUGACGGAGGCCAGAAGAAGCGUCAGAGUCAAGGCAAAUAUCUUCAGAACGGUCGUUCCUGGACAAGAGAUUCGGAGUCUGGAGGAAUGACUCUCACCUAUGAUCCCACCACUGCCCUACAGAACGGGUUCUAUUCCUCUCACUAUGGCCUUGCACCUAAUCGGAUGAUCGGACCAGCCUCCCUCUCCCCAUACAUGCCUUCCCCUGUGUCCACCUACCAGUUACACAAUCCGUCCUGGCUACAUCAUCAGUCAUACAUCAUGCCUCCUACAGGAGCAGUCCUCGCGUCAGGAAUGGAGCACUCCAUGUCCAUCCAGCCAACCUCCAUGAUGGGACCUCUGACACAGCAGCUCAGUCACCUUUCAAUGGGCAGCAGUGGCACAUAUAUGCCUGCGAAUGCAUCUAUGCAGGGUCCUUACUUGCCCCAAUACACUCAAGUGCCUGCCACCAACAUCUCAGUGGAGGAAAGUGCCGUCCAACAGCCUGUUCCUAUUGGUACCCCAACAGAACACACAGCGUACUCCUACCAGCAUAACAAAUAAAGAGAUCUUUUCUUCUGGAGCCUGGAGUGACUGUCCAAGGAGCCAAAGUGCUGAAACCAGGCUUUGAGUCUUUCCACAUAAGGCGUCAGAAACUUGGAGAUCAGGCAGACAUGGACUGUUCCACAUAAUGGACAAAAAAAAAAAAGAGAGAGAGACAUUUUCCAUGAACUUAUAUUUCAAACCAAACUGGAGAAUAGUGGGUAAAACGGGACGCCCCGAACAAGAAGCGUCUAUUUUGAUAAGAAGUCCAACACACUACACACUUUCAAGGUUUUACAUCCCGCAUAUGGAUUUCCGAUGUUACGCCAGUGACCUAGAAGGAACCCAGCAAAAAAAUAAUAUGUUUUGUUUUGACAUUUUGUAAAGUAUGCUGAAAUUCCUUCCCCUAUUUGUCUGAUAUUCUCAGAUGUCUAACUGCCUUUUUGUAAAUUGUUUUUCCAGUUUUGGCUUUUCUUUUCUUUUUCUUUUUCUUUUUUAGUUCUGAUAGGUGCAAAUAUUUGAUUGAAGUACUUUUAAGCUGACAGCUCUUUUAUUCUCUUGGACAGGUGGCAAGUUUACCAGUCAAAAAGCCCUUUUUAAGCUGGUGUGGCUCAAAUUAUUUAUAGUCUCAACAAAGCUUCAGACAAUCACACAAGACGAGUUCAAGAUAGGGAAAAAACUUUGAUGACAGAUUUGUCUCUGGUGAAUUCCUGUAAGAGAAUGGCAUAGAUUUAAAGCAUUCCAGAUGCAGAGGCAUGCAAAAACAACAUUUUUUUUAAAUUUCUUGUUGCAUGCAUGUAGCUCCACAGCCAAAGGACACGACUCACAAAAGUCAUAAACUUCAAACCAUCAUGUUUAAUUUAUCUUCAUGUAAGGAUUCCUAAGACAGGCAGAAAUGUGCUUUUCGUUCCUGCCUUUUUGAAGACUUCACUUUUGCAUGACAAUGUAUGAUCAUUUAUAAAGAAUAUUCACUCUGAGGUUUUCCACACAGUCCAAUCCAAAGCUGGUAAACAGGGAUCAAGGCACACAUAGCUGCCUGUAAAUAAGAGACACGUGCAUUCAGACUUCCUUUGGGUUUCCUUUAUCACCAAUGAAGACUCGCCUCAGUUAUUUUGCUCACGUCAGUCCAACUGCUCUGGAGUUUUUCUCACGUCCAUUUUAGAAAAGAUGAAGCCGAAUUUCUCCAGAACCCCAUGAAAUGGAUUCUAAGAAACAGGAAUGAGAUGCUUGCAAUUAGAGUGGCUCUGAUCUGUUUUAUCUAAACAAAAAAACAACCAAAAAAGAACACUAUUAAGGUGAUUUUUUUGUUUGGGCCAGUAUAAAGAAGCUUUAAAUCUGUAUUGGCCUUUGCUGUAAGUUUGCCUAAUUUGGUUUUAACCUUUGUCGUUUGAAACAUUUAUUUAAAGGUUUUCUUUUUUGUGUAUACUUUAAAAAAAAAGUUCCUGUCUUUCAGAGGCUUUGAUUUUAUUUUUGAUAGGGUGUUGUGUUGAAAAGUAGAUUGAAGAGAUUUCCUUUUUUUUUUCCUUCUUCUUUUUCUUCAAAUAGUGAUUAUUUGUAUGUUGUUUGAGUUUCUCUAUUGACGUAAAAAGGCUUUAAUACGCUCAGAGACACUUUUCAUUCCGUCUUGUGUCACACAUGCUGGCACUUUGCAAGCCUGACUCCAGAUCACUUGUCAUGCCAGAUUCAGAUUGUUACACAGUUGAAACCAAUGCAGUUGGGAUCAGUGAGAAAAGAAAAAAAAAAUCCUCAAAACCUCAACUUACCUCAUUCUUCUCAAGCAAUGUAGUCUUAGUACUGUGUGUAAGGUUUAAAGGCGGUCACCACCUAUAGACUGCUCACAGCUGGUACUGUGUCCUCAUCCUUUAGCCCAUCUGUCCAUUCUUCUGAAACUAUGCCUGAUGUCUGGUGAUCUAUGCAAUUAAUUUAUUAUCCGAGUAAAUGCAAUACUAAAAACACCCAAAAGACACCUCAGAUUGUUUCACUUUUACGGCUUCACGUUUUCCUUUUUUUACACGCAUUUUUGGGCUUAUGCUCUUCAAAGUAGAGAAACUGAAGGUUUCUCUACUUUACUUCUCUAUAAAGAGUGAAGUAAUGGUUUCCCUGCCACUCUCCUUCCUGUUGCUGUGCACUGGAAGGAGAGUGCACAGCAACAGCCAGAUGACCGCCGGUCAUCUGGCUAAAAGAAGGCUACUUUUCCCCAUACUGACGAAAAAUACCAAUUCAGACCAAGGUGUGGAAAACUAAAGAAUGCCACCCCAAUAAGCACUCCCAAUCAGUGCUUAUUUAAAGCUUUGAGCAGGAUGGCUAAGCAGAAGCAGUUAUAUUAUGUUAUUUAAAAAAAAAAAUUUAAUUGCUUCAGUAAUGUAAUUUUACCAUUGAAUAAUAGUACUUUCAGUUGAGGUUUUCAUACCAUGAGAAUCUCAUCUCUGAUCCUGUCUGCAAAUCUGGUCCAGUCACUGUUGGCUGAGUUGCAACAUUAAAAGGGAACAAUGUCAAAUUAGAGGGUUUAAAAGAACUGCUGGAAAUGUAUGCAGUCUGAUAAAACAUGACAGGUGUAAUUUUAUAUGCACAUGACAUCAUUUGUGAAUUCAAUCCAUGCAGUUUCACGGUUUUCCGUUGAGAUAUGUAUUACAGUUUGUUGUAAUACAAGAUUUUGAACGUUUUCUUUGAAACAAGAAAUCAAUGUUCACUUAAAGAGACUGAAUGACUCAUUCAGAAAUGCCUUAGAUUUCACUCGCAGAGAUUGGAAAAUGCUACUCUGACUUACCAGGUUUCUUUUUCUGGGUUUGUUUUCAUGCACUGCAGAUGUUAGAAUUGUUGUCUCAGACCCAAACAUUGACGUAAAAAUGUUGGCUUGAGUACAUGUUCAUGCUGCUACCAAUUUGGGAUUUCUGACUCCUACCUAAAGGUCACUCAUUACACAUGAGGUCAACUUGUAAACUUAUUUUAAUGUCCAUGAAUGCUUGUGUGCUGCAUCACUUUCUCCUCAGUAAAGCUUGUGCCAUGAUGCAGGAUUUUUGUUCUGCCGACACGAAGGGGAAAGCAUCCCUAAUUUGAAGUUGUUGCUUGGUUUGAGAUUUUCAAUAAAUUGUUUUUCACUGUA
This is a messenger RNA of Poeciliopsis prolifica (blackstripe livebearer), 4505 nucleotides long. Its product is annotated as RNA-binding motif, single-stranded-interacting protein 2-like. Gene Ontology annotation, molecular function: mRNA 3'-UTR binding; poly(A) binding; poly(U) RNA binding. Bases 188 to 1423 code for a protein of 411 amino acids. NCBI's taxonomy places the organism in Eukaryota, Metazoa, Chordata, Actinopteri, Cyprinodontiformes, Poeciliidae. The transcript is spliced from 14 exons. Gene Ontology annotation, cellular component: cytosol; nucleus; ribonucleoprotein complex. The record is from RefSeq and is a predicted model, not a curated record.